This is a messenger RNA of Entrophospora sp. SA101, 669 nucleotides long. The record is from the annotation of a GenBank genome assembly. Lineage: Eukaryota; Fungi; Glomeromycota; Glomeromycetes; Entrophosporales; Entrophosporaceae.
AUGUAUAAUAAUAAUAUCGGAGAAAUAGUGUCAAGUAUAAUAGGUUGGACUUAUUUUUUAGCCUGGUCAAUAAGUUUUUAUCCACAAGCAAUAUUAAAUUGGAAACGUAAAAGUGUGCAAGGAUUAUCCAUAGACUUUUUAUGGUAUAAUUUUUAUGGAUUUAUGUGGUAUUCAGAAUUGAAUAUUGCAUCAUUUGGUAAACGUGUUCAUAUAAUGAAUGCUAUUACUGCACUGAAAUCCGAAUUUUCAAUAAAUGAUAAAAAUAAAGAAGAUGAGAAGGAUGAUAGCUCUGAAUAUGAAGAGCAAAUUUUUGUUGAUCAAAAACCAUCAUCCCGUAAACUUGGAAAUCGGAAAUAUUCAAUAUCAAAUCCUUCUUUAUCAAAAUAUCCCGACAACAAUGAUACCAAUAUCACUCAUGAAGGAUUCCAAAAUAGGUCGCAAAGAUCCUCUACGGCCGUUAAGUUCUCAAAUGAUACUAAGAAAGCUUCAUACCCUCAUCAAGCAACUUUACAAAAAUCUGAAUCCAAAUUUUCAAAUAAAGAGAAUAGUGAUGAAAAGAAUAAUAAAUCACAAAGAUCGAUUUUUUCAAAAAUGAGUCAAUUAACAAAAUCAAAUAAUAAUAAUUAUUUUUUACACAAUUCGAAGGCAACUGAGGAGGAGGGGUUUUAA